This is a messenger RNA of Lolium rigidum, 1211 nucleotides long. Its product is annotated as guanylate kinase 2, chloroplastic/mitochondrial-like. The record is from RefSeq and is a predicted model, not a curated record. Gene Ontology annotation, cellular component: cytosol. Lineage: Eukaryota; Viridiplantae; Streptophyta; Magnoliopsida; Poales; Poaceae. Gene Ontology annotation, molecular function: GMP kinase activity. The transcript has 4 exons. Gene Ontology annotation, biological process: purine nucleotide metabolic process. The coding region runs from base 70 to 927 and encodes 285 amino acids.
GCAAAUCCCCCAUUCCCCACAUCCGCCGUUCCUCCACGCGCCGCGACCUCCCGUCCCGGAACCUUCUCGAUGCUUCUCUCCCGGAGGUUCUCCUCCGCCCUCGCCCGCUCCCCCUUCCUCGCGAGGUGCCCCCUUCCACCACGGCCUCCUCCGACCUCCCGCACCCUGCCACGCCGCCUCAUGUCCUCCUCGUCGUCCGGGUGGCACCACUCUUCCCAUCCCCCGCCGCCGCCCCCUCCGCCGCCGCGGUCCUUCUCCGACAAGGACCAGCUGUUCCGGGGGCUGGAGGCGGCGCUGGGCACGACGUUCACCGCCGACCCUCUGGCGCCUCCCCCGGACCCGAUGAUCCUCGUCAUCAGUGGCCCCAGCGGCGUCGGCAAGGAUGCCGUCAUCAAGAGGCUGCAAGAGGAGAGGGAGGAGAUCCACUUUGUCGUCACCGCGACGAGCAGGGCGAUUCGGCCGGGUGAGGUUGACGGGAAGGACUAUCACUUCGUCACCAAAGAGGAAUUCCUCACCAUGAUUGAGAGGCAGGAGUUGCUUGAGUAUGCGCUCGUUUACGGGGAGUACAAGGGGAUCCCCAAGCAGCAGAUCCGUGAUUACAUGGCCAAAGGACAUGACAUUGUCUUGAGAGUGGACAUUCAAGGAGCAGCAACUUUGAAACACAUACUCGGCGAGUCUGCGAUUUUCAUCUUUCUAGUUGCAGAGAGCGAAGAGGCGCUUGUCAAAAGGCUAAUUCACCGUAAAACAGAAACACCAGAUAUGCUUCUUGUUAGAAUUGCAACAGCCAGAGAAGAGGUGAGGCGGAUGAAACAUUUUGACUACGUAGUUGUCAAUGCUGAAGGCAAGCUUGAGGAUGCUGUUAAACAGGUGGAGUCUAUCAUUGAUGCUGAGAAGGCAAAAGUUCACAGGCGUAGUGUCAAAAUCUAGUUAAGCCUCCUGUUUAAAUAAAUUCAAGUUUGAUCUAGUGCGGAAGAAAUUAGGACUGACAUUGGUAUGUAAGUUUGCGACAGUUAGCCAGAAAGUUCAGUGGAAUGCUAAUUCAUGAGAAUUUUACAUAGUGAGGUAUCCCAGAGACAUCAUAGUUUUCUGUCUCACACUGUCAUACCAUACAACAGCAAUGUGCUUGAUCCUUGUAAGUUGAAAGAACUCUGUAAAACUGAACCAAACUUUUAUUUGACACAAGUGCAACAAGAGCUGUCAAUUGUGUGCAA